AUAAAAGAAUUAAGCAGCCAUUGGAAUUCUAAUUUCUAAUGAUGCAUUUAUAGUCUUGUAGUAUUUUAAAGCAGUUAAUUGAGAUUGCAUUUGCAACUGCAGAGCUAGCAGCCAUGGCUUCCGCUCAUUUCCUUUGCAACAACCACGUCUUCCAUUAUUCCUCCAAUUCAUUCUCCAAAAGCAAUCUACCUUCGUUUAGGCCUAGUAGGUCUGUCUCUUUUUAUCAAAAGCAAAGGACUUCAUUUGUCAAAGCCUCCAAGAAACAGCUAGAGAUAGUGUAUGAUCCUGAAGAAAGGUUAAACAAGUGGGCAGAUGAAGUAGACAAGAAUGCUUCUCUUUCAAGGCUCACUUUGUUCUCGCCUUGCAAGAUUAAUAUUUUCCUUAGAAUAACCGAUAAGAGAGAAGAUGGAUAUCAUGAUUUGGCAUCUCUCUUUCAUGUAAUCAAUCUAGGAGAUACGAUUAAGUUCUCUUUAUCUCCUUCGAAAUCGAAGGACCGUUUAUCAACCAAUGUGUCUGGCGUACCCCUUGAUGAAAGGAAUUUGAUUAUUAAAGCCCUUAACCUAUACAGGAAGAAAACAGGCACUGACAACUUCUUCUGGAUUCAUCUAGACAAGAAGGUGCCUACCGGGGCAGGGCUUGGUGGUGGAAGCAGUAAUGCAGCAACUGCCCUAUGGGCAGCAAAUCAGUUCAGUGGCGGUCUUGCCACUGAGAAGGAACUGCUAGAAUGGUCAAGUGAGAUUGGUUCAGAUAUCUCCUUCUUUUUUUCUCGUGGAGCAGCCUAUUGUACUGGUCGGGGUGAAAUUGUUCAAGAUAUUCCUACACCAGUUCCUCUCAACCUUCCAAUGGUUCUCAUAAAGCCCCAGGAGGCUUGUUCAACUGCUGAAGUUUACAAGCGCUUUCGAUUGGAUAAAACCAGUCAGAUUGAUCCUUUAACAUUAUUGGAGAAGAUCUCAAGGAAUGGAAUAUCUCAAGAUGUUUGUAUCAAUGAUUUGGAACCUCCUGCAUUUGAAGUUCUCCCAUCCCUUAAAAGAUUAAAACAGCGUAUAAUUGCAGCCAGCCGUGGACAAUACGAUGCAGUUUUUAUGUCUGGGAGCGGAAGUACCAUUGUUGGGAUUGGUUCACCAGAUCCUCCACAAUUUAUAUACGAUGAUGAUGACUACAAGGAUGUUUUCGUGUCAGAGGCAAACUUCUUGACCCGUGAAGCAAAUCAGUGGUACAAAGAACCUGCUUCAACUGCUACCUGUAGUUCCCAGUCUGAUCGUUCCCAGUCUAUUGAGUGACAUAUCUUGUAAGAAAAACGACAUACAUGAAUUUUUUUUAGGAUUUCUCAUUAAUGUUAAUUUAUGCCGCCUGUAGUUUUGUCCAUCUUAGGAAUAGGUUUUUAAGUUAAAUUUAUUGUCAUGAACAAAUAAGAGCAAUUGCUCAACUCAAAUCUUGUACUAGUUGCAGUUUCACUGGCAAAUUGUUCACUUUGCAAGGUACAUAACCUUUUGAAA
Messenger RNA from Hevea brasiliensis (rubber tree), 1496 nucleotides. RefSeq names its product 4-diphosphocytidyl-2-C-methyl-D-erythritol kinase, chloroplastic. NCBI's taxonomy places the organism in Eukaryota, Viridiplantae, Streptophyta, Magnoliopsida, Malpighiales, Euphorbiaceae. The transcript is spliced from 11 exons. Gene Ontology annotation, biological process: terpenoid biosynthetic process. Gene Ontology annotation, molecular function: 4-(cytidine 5'-diphospho)-2-C-methyl-D-erythritol kinase activity; ATP binding. The coding region runs from base 114 to 1280 and encodes 388 amino acids. The record is from RefSeq and is a predicted model, not a curated record. Gene Ontology annotation, cellular component: chloroplast.